AUGCGAUGUGCUACCGAAGCAGCCAGAAAGGCGGUUGCACGUAUACGUGAAUCCGAAGAGAAUUCUUCUCUUGCUCCAUCAGCGGGUGAUCCUUCUCCUGCUGUUGCGAUUCAGCAAUACGUGGUGCCUGUUAUGAACAGUUUACGGGGUGAGUCACCACGUGCGACAGAUACAUCCGCUGCGUCUGCAGCGGGUACUGCGACUCGCAAUGUAGAUGAGCCUGAAAUGGAGCUCAUCUAUUCUGGCGAGUCGGAUGAUGCAUCCGACUCGAAGGCGACACCUCACGCCUCCGGAUCAUCCGGUCAGACACUGCAAGAGACAGAUUGA
Peronospora matthiolae is the source of this 327-nucleotide messenger RNA. The record is from the annotation of a GenBank genome assembly. NCBI's taxonomy places the organism in Eukaryota, Oomycota, Peronosporomycetes, Peronosporales, Peronosporaceae.